This is a messenger RNA of Brienomyrus brachyistius, 5374 nucleotides long. RefSeq names its product RAN binding protein 10 (gene ranbp10). Gene Ontology annotation, cellular component: cytoplasm. Gene Ontology annotation, molecular function: protein binding. The record is from RefSeq and is a predicted model, not a curated record. NCBI's taxonomy places the organism in Eukaryota, Metazoa, Chordata, Actinopteri, Osteoglossiformes, Mormyridae. Gene Ontology annotation, biological process: cytoskeleton organization; cell surface receptor signaling pathway.
UAUCCGGGGGAUAUCGUUCUGCUGCUCUAGCUCUCCUGUCUAUUUCACCCUCUCCCUCUUCCUGCGGAUUGACAUAAUACAGUAGAAAAAAGCAAAACAAAACAUUAUAGGCAAAAAAUGGCGGAGCUCGGAGCGGGGAGCCUUCAAGUAGGGGACCCUGCAUUUAAUUACCAGGAGCGAGAGUUUAACGAGCGAUUGAAGCGGCUCUACCCGGCCGUGAAUGAGGAAGAGACCCCCUUACCCCGAUCGUGGAGCCCCAAGGAUAAAUACAGCUACAUCGGGCUCUCACAGAACAAUCUGCGGGUUCAUUACAAAGGUCAUGGGAAGAACCACAAGGACGCGGCGUCGGUGCGAGCCGCCCAUCCCCAUCCCGGCAGCGCGGGGAUUUACUACUUUGAAGUGAAAAUCGUCAGCAAAGGAAGGGAUGGGUAUAUGGGCAUUGGCUUGUCGGCUCAGGGGGUCAACAUGAACAGACUGCCUGGCUGGGACAAGCACUCGUAUGGUUACCACGGCGACGACGGACACUCCUUCUGUUCUUCAGGAACCGGCCAACCAUACGGCCCCACUUUCACGACGGGCGAUGUGAUUGGCUGCUGCGUGAACCUCAUCAACAACACCUGUUUCUACACAAAGAAUGGCCACAGUUUAGGUGUGGCCUUCACCGACCUUCCUCCCAACCUGUACCCCACAGUGGGCCUUCAGACCCCCGGGGAGAUCGUGGAUGCUAACUUCGGGCAGCACCCGUUCGUCUUCGACAUCGAGGACUACAUGAGCGAGUGGAGGGCCAAGAUCCACAGCAUGAUCGCACGCUUCCCCGUCGGGGAGAGGCUGGGCGAGUGGCAGGCCGUGCUGCACAAUAUGGUGUCCAGCUACCUGGUGCAUCAUGGGUACUGUGCCACUGCCAUGGCCUUCGCCCGAACAACGGAGACCAUAAUCCAGGAGGAGCAGAGUUCUAUAAAGAACAGACAGAGAAUACAGAAGCUGGUGUUAGCGGGCCGGCUCGGCGAAGCGAUUGACGCCACGCAGGAGUUAUACCCUGGACUGCUAGAACGCAACCCCAACUUACUCUUCAUGUUGAAGUGCCGGCAGUUUGUGGAGAUGGUGAACGGUACAGACAGCGAGGUCCGCUGCUUUGGUACGCGCUCCCCCAAGUCCCAGAACAGCUACCCCAGCUCCCCCAGCCUAAGUCCCCGGCACGGAGCCACCAACCCACACUUGCACAGCACAGACAGCCCUACCUGCAGCAAUGGCGUACCCAGCAAGAACAAGAGCCACAGCAAAUACCCCGGCGUCAGCUCAGCCUCCUCUUCCUCCUCCUCUUCCCCCUCCUCCGUCAACUACUCUGAGUCCAACUCCACCGACUCCACAAAGUCCCAAGCUCACAGCACCAGCAAUCAAGAGACCAGCGACAGCGAGAUGGAGAUCGAGGCCGAGCACUACACCAACGGCCUGGCCGACGCCUCAUCUGCACGGAUCGUCAAUGGCACCUAUAAGCAUGAGGAGAUCCUGCAGACAGACGGGCACGGCCUGGGAAACGGCCUGGCAGAGGACGGCAGCGCCUCCAGGCAGCUCUGCGGGGGGAACCUGGCUGCAACCGAGCGGAUGAUCCAGUUCGGCCGCGAGUUGCAGGCGCUGAAUGAGCAGCUGUGCCAGGAUUACGGCAAGAACCCCACACACAAGAAGAUGCUGCAGGAUGCAUUUAGCCUGUUAGCCUACGCAGACCCCUGGAAUUGCCCAGUUGGGCAGCAGCUGGACCCCACGCAGAGGGAGUCGAUCUGCUCUGCCCUCAACAGCGCCAUUCUUGAGUCUCAGAACCUGCCGAAACAGCCCCCCCUGAUGUUGGCGCUGGCCCAGGCCAACGAGUGCGUCCAGUUGAUGGCCCGGGUCCGUGCUGGGUCCUGCUCCUUCGCCAGAAUCGACAGCUUUUUGCACUAGCCCCAGCCACAGCACUGUACAGGACAGCUGAGAAAGAGGACUUUCCACUCCUUGGCCAUCGUGACAUAGGACAGCAUGAAUUUCAGUUGGUGUGCCGUUUGACAACCGGUGGAUGUUUUGGGGGGGGGCGUCGGGGGGUGUGGGUUAAUAAUACAGUACAUGAAAAAGGCUUCUUUUUAAAUUUAGUAUUAUCAAAUACAGAUUGUGUGACACUAUUUAAACAUUAUUAUUAUUCUGUUCAUCUAGUUUUUUUUUUAGUUUUUAUUUUGUCAUUCAUUGUGCUCAUCUUGGAAACUUCUAGUUCCUUUUGUUUUUUAAGGGCAGAAUCAAAUUCCUUGCAUACAAUUUAAAAUUUGUGUAUGCCGUAUUAAUUAUAUUGUUAAUAAGAUAAAGACAUCAUUGUAAUUAAGUGAAGUCCUUUUGGUUUCUCUCACCCAGAACUCAGGUACAUGAAACGCAUAUUUAAUUUCAGCAUGGAAUGUUCUAGAAGCUCAUUUUGUCUUACCAGCAGUACAGUGACUCUGUGGUGUGCCUGAUUUUUAGCUCUUUUACCAGAUAUUUGGGAUUGUGAUAAACUGAAAUCAUUGCGGCAGUGGUGCCUGGAGAGUCGUUGCCCCACGGCCGCCAGUCAGCGACUCUGCAUGGCUGGGAGUCCACACUCCCUCUUGUCGGCGCCUUGCUGGCUCUCUCGGGGGUGCCAGACCAGGGCCUCCCAGCACACCACGACUCUGUCUAGGUCCCGCACGCCGCACUCUUGGACCUUGCGAAAGGGUUCAAUGAUAUUUGGAAAGCGAUUGCAAUGACAGACGCGAUGGGCUGACUUCACCGUCACUUCCUGACUAGUAUAUAUUCUCCCGGGAUAAGCCGCUGGUAUCUCCGUGAGUGUGUCUCUCUUGCGGAUGACCUUCUGACCCCUGACCAUAAUUACACUGGUUGCUAACCUGGGAUGACAUCAUUACAUGUAAAAAUGAAGAAUUUGUUUUCGUUUUUUGGUUAAUACUAAAGAAUAGAAGUCGCCCCUUUAUACUUGAAAUAAAGGAUUUUUAGAGAGACGAAACUCUGGCCACAGGAUGCUGGUGAUGCAUGCUGGGAAACUUCAGUCAUCCAUCAUCCUGUGGGGACCUGUUGAUUUUUUUUUAAAUGUAGGACACAAUGUUCAUUUCUACUCUUUCUAUUUCCUAAAUAUUGAAAUAAGGUCAAGGAUCAGGUUUACUAACAUGCCAAAUAUCGCUGUUCAUUUAAAGACUGUGAUGACUGUUUUUUAACAUCUUAUCCAUUUAUCUAGCCUGUCUAGAUGGGCUUCAAAUUUUGAAGAUUAACAGUGAUUUUCUUUCAUAUAUAUGUAUAUAUAUAUGAAACUGAGUUUGUGUAACUAGGUCAUAAUGUUAUAGCAUUCUGCAUUUUGCGCUGUUACCGUUUUAAAUGUAGAUAUAGCAUUACUAGACCUGAAUACAGCUGUCAUACAUGAAUCUGACAGCCGCGUCGGGACGAAGUAAAGCUUUUCAUUUUUGACAGGAAGCAGGUUGCUGUAGUCAGUAGGCUUCACCCUCAUCCUCGUAUACGGAUUCUAUGUUCGUGGUUUCUGCAGUCCACCUGUGGAUCGCUGAACACCGAACCCGCAGGAACAGGUCACCAAUCAGACGCUUUCCUUUAGGUUUUAUUGAGUCCUUUCGUCUCACAGUUGUUGAUUCUCCAUGUCCCUUGCUAGAGCUCUCUCGUCUCCUGUUUUGUGUCGCCUGACUCCUCUAAUAUGACUGUCUUGACGUUUCAGUGUUUGAUCUUAUGAAAUGAGGGUAUUAUUGGGUAUUAUACCAAGUUUUCACCUGAGCUUCGACUAAGGGCCCCUGAUUUUUUUAAUUCAGACAUUUUAAUCCAUUGCCCGACCCCAGUUCUCCUGUAAGCUGUACGCCCCCCCCCCCCAAAUCCCAGUGCAAGGGAGGAUCUAUCUUACUUGGUGAUUCCGUAUCUGGUGCCGUCAUCUCUGUUUGCCGUGGAAUGUUUGCUGUGUGAAACCUUGGCACAUGGCCACAUCCUUCACCCCAAUCUAUGCCCCCCCACCCCUGUCACACACUGUCAGUGUGACUGUACCCCCCUCAUGGUCAAAGCGAUGCCAAGCCCUCCUUCAUUCCCUGAUAUUGUGCGUCUUGACGUAGCUAAAGUCCUUCCUCCAUCUCUACCAAAAAGACGUUUGUACUGUAGCGCCACCCCCACCCCUUCUGUUUCGGUAAACAGAACCCCUCCCAGGUCGAGGACCGUUUUUCCCCGACACCUUAGUCCAGCUUUGUGGCGAAGUCGUGUAUCGGCCUGGACGCAGCUAGCGGCCAUUCAGGCUUAGCGCCUUUCAGGUUCCAUAAAUGACGCGUUUUGGACGCUGCCAGACAGGGAGUGCUCUGCUCCCCCUACAGUUCCUGCUCCUCCAGUGCUUACCGUCGCUCCACCUUAAAGUUAACGUUUAGUUUAAAGGGUCAUCUCCUUUGGGCACAAUCAGGGUAGUCAUUCUUCCACGGCAUCCUCCUAACAUGCGUCCUGGCAGGAUGUCGGGGAGGACAGGGGGCCGUAGGCGUGACCUACAGCUGCUGCAGAACACCCCCGUUCAGCCCGACAGAGUGACCGUUUGCUCAGUGCCUCUUCAGAGUCACACUUCGGGCUUUAGGACAGGUGUCCUUCCGUUAAAUAUGCUCUUGACCUCCUGGGUGAGUUAUAACGUUGGUAUUUUCACAAAGAUGCGAUUAAACGUGAUUUUACGUAUACCUAGCCUACUUGAACUGGUCUGCAUUAAUACAGACCUAAGAACAGAGUGGCAAGAACCUCCCUGCGAGGUUCAUUUUGACGACCGCACAAGUCGGGUCCUGGACCGGCACGAGAAAAACAGGAACGUUUGUCACAACUUUCCAUAUCCUUGAGUGAACCUUUAUAAUUGAGCCAUCUGACAUUUCUGCCAGUUGGGAGCCUUGAAAAGUGCUCUCCAAAACAGAGUCAGGACUCUAACUCCCGAGGGUUUAUGGAGCCCUCAUGCAUAGUCGCAUCAUCCAGCUCAGAGUUCUGGCCUCACCAUCAGCAAAAGGCACCAGGCAAUCAGCCACAAUAAACUGAAGCCCCACUUUUAAAGAUUUAGACAUAGGAAUAAGGUAAUUUAUUAUAAAUAAGUUCACUUCAGAAAGACACCCCACGUGACGUAAGGAAUGGAAUUUAACUGAUCAACUAUUACAAGCUGUGCACAAUUUUAUUUUUAAUUUUACUGAGUUUGACUUUAGCUUUUGUGGCAUAAGUUACCCUCUCUACUUAGCAUGAACGUUUGAAAACCUUUAAAAACUAUUAAGAAAAACAUAACAAUGAAAAAAAAAUCCUACCUAUGUACUGGAAAUAUGGAAAAGAAAUAUUGUAUUCUGUUGUAUUUUGACAGAAUUAUUUUUAUUAAAAGACAUACAUGUGAAAAUCA